Jaculus jaculus (lesser Egyptian jerboa) is the source of this 4404-nucleotide messenger RNA. RefSeq names its product glucosylceramidase beta 2 (gene Gba2). The record is from RefSeq and is a predicted model, not a curated record. NCBI's taxonomy places the organism in Eukaryota, Metazoa, Chordata, Mammalia, Rodentia, Dipodidae. The coding region runs from base 363 to 3104 and encodes 913 amino acids. The transcript is spliced from 17 exons. Gene Ontology annotation, cellular component: membrane. Gene Ontology annotation, biological process: central nervous system development; carbohydrate metabolic process; glucosylceramide catabolic process. Gene Ontology annotation, molecular function: beta-glucosidase activity; glucosylceramidase activity.
CUUCGCGGGCAGGUACCGCGGCUCCGCCCCUGUCCGCCCAGCCGGUCGGCCCUGGGCCGGUCGAGCUAAUCACCGCGGCCCAAUGACAACAAGGCCCGACUCUUCCCGCCCAGGAUCUAGAGACAGGACCGAAGGAGAGCCCGAGGCGGCUUUAUUGCUGUCGCCACCGCCGCUGCCGCAAGAGCUCCCCGGGUUGACCCCGACACCAGCUCAUCUCGGUUCUGCCCAGGGUCAGGCCCUGCUGGACGGCUCCUAACUUCAAUCGGCGACCGCAUCUGGACUUGGCUGACCGAGAUACGUAGUUGUCACAAGACGUGGGACUCGAGGCCAUCGAAGUCCUGAGGACCCAAGACUCAGGAAACAUGGGAACCGGCGUGCCACCGUCACAGCAGAUCAGCUGUGCCAAAGGGCAUCCACGGGUUUAUUGUCCUGCAGAUGCUGGAGGCAUUGAGGCUAUGCCGGUUACAGGCUGUGGGAACCCCGAGGAGAAUCCACCCCAGAACGAGCCAGAUUACUACAAUCCAGAGGACUCUGGACAGCUGAUGGUCUCCUAUGAGGGUAAAGCGAGGGGCUACCAGGUGCCUCCUUUUGGCUGGCGCAUCUGCCUGGCUCACGAGUUUGCAGAGAAAAGGAAACCCUUCCACGCUAACAACAUCUCUUUAAGCAACCUGGUAAAGCACUUUGGCAUGGGCUUGAGGUACUUGAAGUGGUGGUACCGGAAGACCCAGGUGGAAAAGAAGACCCCUUUCAUCGACAUGCUCAAUUCCGUACCACUGAGACAGAUCUAUGGUUGUCCCUUGGGUGGCAUUGGAGGAGGUACUAUCACCCGUGGCUGGAGAGGCCAGUUCUGUCGUUGGCAGCUUAAUCCUGGGAUGUACCAGCACCAGACAGUCAUUGCAGAUCAAUUCACAGUGUGCCUGCGUCGGGAGGGGCGGACUGUUUACCAGCAAGUUCUGUCCCUGGAGCGUCCAAGUGUCCUGCGCAGCUGGAACUGGGGCUUUUGUGGUUAUUUUGCUUUCUACCAUGCCCUCUAUCCCCGAGCCUGGACUGUCUAUCAGCUUCCUGGCCAGAGUGUCACCCUCACCUGCCGCCAGAUUACACCCAUCAUGCCCCAUGACUACCAGGACAGCAGCCUGCCUGUAGGAGUCUUUGUGUGGGAUGUGGAAAACGAAGGAGAUGAAGCUCUGGACGUGUCCAUCAUGUUCUCCAUGCGGAAUGGACUAGGGGGCGGAGAUGAUGCCCCGGGGGGGUUGUGGAAUGAACCUUUCUGUCUGGAACGAGAUGGGGAGACUGUACAGGGGCUGCUGUUGCAUCAUCCCACACCUCCAAAUCCUUACACCAUGGCUGUGGCUGCACGACUCACGGCAGAGACCACGGUAACCCACAUCACAGCCUUUGACCCUGACAGCACUGGGCAGCAGGUGUGGCAGGACCUACUUCAGGAUGGACAGCUGGACUCCCCCACUGGCCGGAGCAGCCCCUCACCAAAAGGAGUAGGUAUCGCUGGGGCUGUGUGUGUUUCCAAAAAGCUGCUACCUCGAAGCCGGUGCUGCCUGGAGUUUUCACUGGCUUGGGACAUGCCCAAAAUCAUGUUCGGAGCUAAGGGCCAAGUGUACUACAGGCGGUAUACAAGGUUCUUUGGCUCCGAUGGCAGUGCAGCCCCUGCCCUUAGCCACUAUGCCCUGUGCCGAUAUGCCGACUGGGAAGACAGGAUCUCAGCCUGGCAGCACCCGGUAUUGGAAGACAGAUCCUUGCCCGCUUGGUACAAAUCUGCGCUGUUCAACGAAUUAUACUUCGUGGCUGAUGGAGGCACAGUAUGGCUGGAAGUUCCUGAGGACUCCCUAGCAGAGGAGCUGGGAGGGAAUAUGCAUCAGCUCCGCCCCAUUCUGAAGGACUACGGUCGAUUUGGCUAUCUUGAGGGCCAGGAGUAUCGUAUGUACAACACAUAUGACGUCCAUUUUUAUGCUUCAUUUGCCCUCAUCAUGCUCUGGCCCAAACUUGAGCUCAGUCUACAAUAUGACAUGGCUCUGGCUACUCUCAAGGAGGACCUGACACGGCGACGGUACCUGAUGAGUGGGGCAGUGGCACCUGUCAAGAGGAGGAAUGUCAUUCCUCAUGACAUUGGGGACCCAGAUGAUGAGCCAUGGCUCCGGGUCAAUGCAUAUUUGAUCCACGAUACUGCUGACUGGAAGGACCUGAACUUGAAAUUUGUACUGCAAGUUUAUCGGGAUUAUUACCUGACGGGUGACCAAGGCUUCCUGAAGGAUAUGUGGCCUGUGUGUCUAGCUGUGAUGGAGUCUGAAAUGAAGUUUGACAAGGACCAUGAUGGACUCAUUGAGAAUGGAGGCUAUGCAGACCAGACCUAUGAUGCAUGGGUUACCACAGGCCCCAGUGCUUACUGUGGAGGGCUGUGGCUGGCAGCUGUGGCUGUAAUGAUUCAGAUGGCUGAUCUAUGUGGGGCACAGGAUGUCCAGGAUAAGUUUUCUUCUAUCCUCAGCCGGGGCCGAGAAGCCUAUGAGAGACUGUUGUGGAAUGGCCGCUAUUACAACUACGACAGCAGCUCUCAGCCUCAGUCUCGUAGUAUCAUGUCUGACCAAUGUGCUGGACAGUGGUUCCUGAGGGCCUGUGGUCUAGGAGAAGGAGACACUGAGGUAUUUCCUACCCUGCAUGUGGUUCGUGCUCUCCAAACCAUCUUUGAGCUCAAUGUCCAGGCCUUUGCAGGAGGGGCCAUGGGGGCUGUGAAUGGGAUGCAGCCUCAUGGUGUUCCUGAUAGAUCCAGCGUGCAGUCAGAUGAAGUUUGGGUGGGUGUGGUCUAUGCACUGGCAGCUACCAUGAUCCAAGAGGGCCUGACUUGGGAAGGCUUUCAGACAGCUGAAGGUUGCUACCGCACUGUGUGGGAGCGCCUGGGCCUGGCUUUCCAGACCCCAGAGGCAUACUGCCAGCAGCAAGUGUUCCGAUCACUGGCCUACAUGCGACCAUUGAGCAUCUGGGCCAUGCAGCUGGCCCUACAACAGCAGCAGCAUAAAAAGGACAGUAGGCCAGUAGUCACACAAGAUACAGGGCUAAGCACAAAUGUGGACCAAAGAAAGUCUUGGCAACUCUAAGUCCAGAAUGAGUCCUCUGAACUGUGGAAGCCCAGCCCUGAGACUGGUCUUUCUUCCCUCCGCCCAAAACUCCUGCAACCCUGAGCCACCAGGACAAUCGUGCCCCUUCCCUUCUCUCGCAACUGUGCCAGUAAAAAGGGGCUGAAGGUGACCCAAACAUCAGAACCACUUAUUUAUUUCUUACCCUACCCUUUCCCUCAGUGCAUGAAAUAUUCAUGGCCAGCCCAUUUUCCCAGAUCCAUUCAUGGGGCAACAGACAUGCACACAAAUAAAAGAUGCAUAAAACUAGCAAAUGUGCUAUGUUGAGCUCCAGGCAUCCUAGUGACAAGAGCAAGGGCAGCUCAAAGCCCUUUUUAUCUACAUAUAAGAUGGGAGUCUCCAGGCUCUUGCUGAGAUACCCAUAUCCUCACAUCUAACCCGAAUAUCUGCCCUGCAAGAUAACAGAUGAUGGACUGUGGGGAGGGGACCAUGCACCCUUUCCUGUAAGAUUUGCUUGCAAGGGAAGGAUGGGGCCUGAGAAGGAAGGAUCUGAGAAGCCAUCAAGAUGUGGCCACCGCGGAGGAGACUCGGCCUGAGGCACAUGGUACAACGUGCAGGAAAAGUUGCUAGAGGCAUGGAGCCUAUGUUCUGAGCUGUCCAGUAACUGGUUUGUGCUGUCCUUUGGUACCUCUGAAUGCAAAGCAGGCAGCCCCUGCUGGUGAUGCACCUCACUGGGGAGGGCGCGAAGCUGGCGGGACAACACUGAGGAGACAAAGAACUGUCAGUCAACACAGAAUGAGCAAGCCCUCUGCCCUAGCCCCUGUUUAAAGGGAUGCUUAAACGGCUUACCAACAUACUCAGCUGGCAGAGUCCCCCUCGCGUUAGAGGAGUACAUGGCAGGUACGAGGAGGAGGCAGAAGGAGAAGAGCAGGACCUAGAAUACAGGGAAAGGAAAUCAAGAAGUGUUCUGGGUUGUUUCCCACGACCCGGGGAAAGGAACUCUUCUCCCAUCAUCAUCCCCACCAGGACGCAUGUGCUGCUGCUGCUAGUUUUGUUUGAUAUCUCAAUCACCAUGGCCUGGAGUUUCUUCAGUUGAUCUAGAAGGGACCUACAAAAAGAAAGGAAUGGUGUUCAGCAUGCCCUGGCCUGACAACCUGAAUCACAAUGAAACCCGCCUAUAAAAUCACCCCCUCCAUCAGUGCACUGGAUCUAAUCUCUUACUUUCUUGCCUAUUUUUGAAAAUGACUUCUUCCUCUUUGUGGACAAAGGCUUGGAGUUCCUUAUUGUGAUAAUAAAAUAAAAUAAAAUUUCUCUGCCCUGA